Molecule: messenger RNA, 628 nt
Organism: Cuscuta epithymum
Lineage: Eukaryota; Viridiplantae; Streptophyta; Magnoliopsida; Solanales; Convolvulaceae
Source: the annotation of a GenBank genome assembly
UGGAGGAGGCUCUUGCUAAGGGGUCGUAUGAGGUCUCCGUACGAUACCCUGUCAAAGGUGGUCUUUUCAACGAGACCGUCGGUGGUGAUGACAUGCUUGCUCAGGCUAUGCCUGAGUAUGAUCGCCAGUAUCUCGGCCGACAAGGCCAGCAUGUUCGGCUGUACGACGGAGGGAUGGACUAUGUCGUCCAGGGUGCCCUAAUGCUGCGGGAGCAGCACUGGAGACAGGAAGCCGAAAUAGAGCGGCUAAAGAAGAUGGAGGCAAAGGCUGUCUCGGCCGAUGAGGCUCUCCAAGAUCUGAGGGACAAGGCCAAGGCCGCGGAGGGUGAAAUGAAGCUCCUUCAGCUGCGUCUUGAUGAGGCCGAGUCAGCCCGGAGAAAAGCUGAUGAGGCCGUUGCCGUUGCCGUCCAAAGAGCCGAGGAGGCGGAGCGGCUCAAAGCCGAGGCGGAGGGGGCUGCUGAGAAGGCCGUAGCCGACUUCAAGGCCGAGGGGUGGAAAGCCGAGGACCAGCUCCCCUUCUGCUAUGAGGUGGUUGCUGAGAGGUUGAAUGAUUGGACGACGAAGGACCCCGCCGGCCAAGAAUUCUGGAUGAACGAGAUGCAAGCUUUCUACGACUGUGGUCAGUACAG